Molecule: messenger RNA, 2574 nt
Organism: Camellia sinensis
Lineage: Eukaryota; Viridiplantae; Streptophyta; Magnoliopsida; Ericales; Theaceae
Product: protein ESMERALDA 1
Source: RefSeq, a predicted model, not a curated record
GUAAAGAGAGGAUCUGAUUCGGCGUCACCACCCCCGAGCCAUCUUCUCGAUCCUGUCACUGAUUAAACGCAUGUGCGUCCCUGAAAAAGCAACAAAACACUCCUAAUACUAAAAUAUUUUUGUCAUUUUCCUUUCUUCCAAACACCUUCCACAGAGGGAGACCCACCACAACUCCCCGCCCUCUCUCUGCCACCACCAACAGACCUCCAUCUCCAUCUCCAUCUCCAUCCACAACAGUUACACACAUCCCCCUAAGAGCACGUGCAUCCUCUCUCUUCUGUCUCAUCCGCUCUCAUCUCUAUUCUAUUGUGAUCAUAACGUACCCCCUCCUUGUGUCUCACUGUUUUUCUCUCUCUAAAUUGACGCAUUACACACAGAAGAGAGAGAGAGAGAGAGAGGCUUUUGUGUUGUGUUUGCUCAUUCAUAUGACGCGAUAACAGAGAGAGAGAGAGAGAGAGAGAGAGGAAUGGCAUACAAUAGGUUGCCAGGCAGCGGACACAACAGCCCGUCGCCGCCGCAGUCGCCGCUCCGGUCGCCGAAUAGGCUCAGACACUCCGGCAGCAGGUCGAAGCAAGGCCGGUUCAACUCCUUCGGUAAUCAGCCCCCCCGAACCCUCGCUCACCGCUUGGCCUGGUUCCUCCUCUCCGUCCUCCUCCGCAGACAAGGCGUCUUCCUCUUCGCUCCUCUCCUCUACAUCGCCGGUAUGCUCUUCUACAUGGGCACCAUCUCCUUCGACCACGUUCCUGUCAUCAAGCACCGCCCCCCCGCCGGCUCUCUCUACCGCACUCCGCAGCUAUAUGCCAAGCUCCGUCCCCAAAUGGAUGCCGACAAUUCGUCCAGUGAUGCGAUAUUGACAAUAUGGAAACACCCUAAAGGUGGCGAGUGGAGACCAUGUAUAAAAAAAUCGUCAGGAGAUUUACCUGAGUCAAAUGGUUACAUAUAUAUUGAGGCGAAUGGUGGCUUGAAUCAGCAAAGAACAUCGAUAUGCAAUGCUGUUGCUGUGGCGGGCUAUCUUAAUGCAACUCUUGUUAUUCCCAAUUUUCAUUAUCACAGCAUUUGGAAAGAUCCCAGCAAAUUCAAGGACAUCUAUGAUGAAGAGUAUUUUCUUAGUACCUUGGAAAAUGAUGUACGGAUAGUUGACAGGAUUCCCGAGUACAUCAUGGAUCGAUUUGACCACAAUUUAACCAAUAUAUUCAACUUCAGAAUAAAGGCAUGGUCACCCAUUCAGUACUAUAAGGACACAGUUCUUCCGAAGCUACUUGAAGAAAAGGCCAUAAGGAUUUCGCCUUUUGCAAACCGAUUGUCAUUUGAUGCUCCUCCACCAGUUCAACGGCUUAGAUGCUUGGCAAAUUAUGAAGCUUUAAGGUUUUCAAAUCCUAUAUUAACUAUUGGUGAAUCUCUUGUUGCAAAAAUGAAAGAACGGAGUGCAAAUAAUAGUGGCAAGUAUGUCUCUGUGCAUCUUCGCUUUGAGGAGGAUAUGGUUGCUUUCUCUUGUUGUGUAUUUGAUGGUGGUGCAAAAGAGAAGAUAGACAUGGAUGCUGCAAGGGAGAAGGGUUGGAAGGGGAAGUUCACUAAACCUGGUCGAGUUAUUCGUCCUGGAUUAAUCAGGAUCAAUGGGAAAUGUCCCCUCACUCCUUUGGAGGUUGGGUUGUUGCUUAGGGGAAUGGGGUUUGACAAGAGUACAGCUAUCUAUUUAGCAUCUGGACGGAUAUAUGAUGCUGAAAGAAACAUGGCCCCAUUAUUUGAAAUGUUUCCCCUUUUACAAACGAAAGAGAUGUUAGCAUCCCCUGAGGAACUUGCUCCAUUUAUGAACUAUUCUUCCAGGAUGGCUGCUAUAGACUACACUGUUUGUCUUCAUAGUGAAGUAUUUGUAACAACUCAAGGUGGAAACUUCCCUCAUUUUCUGUUUGGCCAUCGGAGAUACUUAUAUGGUGGACAUUCUCAGACAAUCAAGCCUGACAAGCGGAAGCUUGUACAAUUGCUUCAUAAUACCAAUAUUGGGUGGAAAAGCUUUAAGCGGCAAAUGCUGAAUAUGCGAGCUCACAGUGAUUUGAAAGGAAUUGAGAUUAAAAGACCAAAUGACUCAAUAUAUUCAGUUCCUUGCCCCUCUUGUAUGUGCCUUUUGAACAAAACAGAAGAUUCAUGAUCAGCCAAUCCCAACUAAGAUUUGAUUGUUUUUUUUGUUCCUGUAAGUGUGUGCACAUCUGCCUGCUCACCCCCCACCCCCCUUUUUAGUUGUAAUUCUUUCAUUUUUUCCUCUCCCCAUUGGUGAGAGGCCCACAGUUCAAUUUUAGGAGUUUCGAGCAACAAACGUAUAAUUUCCCGGGAUUGGCUCGAGGGGGAGUUGCUUCUUUUUGUACAUGAAGACAGAAGAACAAGAAGAUCUAUCCAUUGCUCGCAGGAGCUGCCCGGAGUAUGAUUUUACAUUGAUUCAUCUCAUUGACAUAUUCAUAGUGUGUACAUCAAAUUUUUUUUUUUUUUGGAUCUGUACUUGUAAGACCGUAGGAACAGGAAGAAUUUUAUACAUUUAUGAAAGUCAGGGUAUCUAAUUUUUUACCCUCUGUUCCCUCAAAA